CAACCUUCACUCCUUUUUUUUUCGUCUUUCCUCUUCUCUGAAAAUCUCUUCCUCAGUAGCGAUGGCCUGUACUAUUGAUUUCCGGCGCUUAGACGAAGGCCUCGGCGGGACUAGAAACAAAAGAAAGAGAUCAGAUGAAGAAGAGCUCGAAUUCACCUUUACCAACACAUCAAUGGAUGUUGACGAUGAAGUUGAACCAUCAGCAAAGCGCACUGCAAUCUCAUCAUCUGAAGGUAAACCAACCUACGAUGGAGUAAUAGCAGGAAGAGUAUCAGGUCGUAAAUGGAAACAACCAAGAACUAAAAGAGCAUCAGCUAUGAAUAUCAAAGUGAAUCCAAGAACAUUUGAUGAGAGGAUGAAGGAGAAAGAGAUUAAAAAGGCAUUUAAAUCAAGAGUUGAUGAAUUGAAACUAGAGAUUAAGAAUAAUAAGAUUGAUAAGAGAUUGAAAAGAGAAGAAAGAGAGAAGAAGAAACAAGAGAAUAUAUUGAGGACUGGUACUAAAAUUCAGAAGAUUACUAAUCCAAAGACUUUGAAGAAGAUUUCUAAGAGUAAGAAUAAAGGUCAGCUUAGAAAGGUUCCUGAUGAGAUGUUUAAGAGGAAAUAGAUGCCUCAGGUUCUCCCUCUGGUUGUGUAUGGAAUUUUUUGUUGCGCUACCAUUUUGACGCAUCAGCCCAUUAGGAUCUGUGCAAAUUUGAGGCAUGUUUGUACCUAAAACAUCUAGUUUGUGUUAUCUGAUUCUUCUUUAUGUUCCCAUACUCUUUACUAGUGAAAAAUGGCCAAUGAAGAGAUAAUAAGUUUCUUUGCCUCACUUUAAGCUACACAUUUAUGGUUUUUAUUGUGGUACAAUUUGCUCAAGAGGCUUUUGAUGCUUAGACAUAUAUUGUUUGGCCCAUUAUGGUGGAUUUGCCAUUAUUCCUCGAAUGGUCACAUUUAAACUUCACUUUAUCUUUGAAAUACAUUGUAUG
Messenger RNA from Papaver somniferum (opium poppy), 965 nucleotides. RefSeq lists its product as uncharacterized. The record is from RefSeq and is a predicted model, not a curated record. The transcript has 2 exons. Gene Ontology annotation, cellular component: nucleolus. NCBI's taxonomy places the organism in Eukaryota, Viridiplantae, Streptophyta, Magnoliopsida, Ranunculales, Papaveraceae. The coding region runs from base 62 to 604 and encodes 180 amino acids.